UCAUGAGAACAUCAUGACAAUGAUCAAGUGACAAGUGACGUUUGACAUUUUGUCUGUCACGUCCCUUUGUGGGUUGAGAAUUUAAGUCCUGUUGUUUUACCAAACCAUUAAUUUUUAUAUUGACAGGGUUUAUCAAUCAGGGGGUAGACAAGAAAUCAAAAACAAAAAAAGAAAUGUUUUAAUUUUACCCUGUCCAUCUGCACCCUCUUUUAACUAUGGAAUAUGAACUACCCACAGAAUUCGAUAUCAUCAUUAUCGGAACAGGUGUUAUCGAAUCUAUCAUCUCUGCAGCUGCUAGCCGAAUCGGAAAACGCGUCUUACAUAUUGAUAGCAACAACUAUUAUGGGGGUCUGUGGGCUUCUUUCAACUUAGACGCAAUUCAUAAGUUGUCUGCAAACACCGAAGUUUUAGAGCCACCUACAGAUUUACUAAACCCGGAUGAGACAACCUUUGCUUUAGGGAAUGAUUUUUUCAGCUUGAAAAAUUUUAAAACUGACUGGCACAUUCCAAAGGCUGAAACUCAACCAGAAAACGAAAACGUGGAAGAAAAAAAUGAACCAGAAAGUGAAGAAAAACCCGAGAAACCCAUGACUCAAGAGUCUCUCAUCAAAGAUGGCCGCAAAUUCAACAUAGAUUUAGCCCCAAAGCUACAAUUUGCGCGAGGCGAAUUCGUGGAAUUACUCAUUUCUUCAAAUAUCGCCCGGUAUUCCGAAUACCGUAGCGUAAGUAGAGUUCUAACUUGGCUCAACGGCCAACUGGAGACCGUUCCAUGUUCUCGAUCUGACGUUUUCGCCAAUAACAAAGUCACGGUUAUUGAGAAACGCAUGCUGAUGAAGCUCUUCAUGGCUUUAGACAGCGGCGACCAGGAGUAUCUCAAUUAUGACAAUAAAACGUUUAGAGCUUUUCUCACUGACAAAAAAUUAACUCCUAGUUUGAUUCAUUACGUGCUUUACGCGAUUUCUAUGAGUACUGACGAAACGUUGUGUUUGCAAGGGAUUCAAAACACCAAACGAUUUCUCGAUAGUUUGGGGAGAUUUGGAAAAACGCCUUUCCUAUUUUCCAUGUAUGGGAGCGGUGAGAUCACUCAAGCUUUUUGUAGAUUGAGUGCCGUUUUUGGUGGUAUUUAUGCUUUGAGUCAACCCCUGAGUAGCCUAAUUUUUGACAAUGAAAAUAAUUUCAAAGGACUGAUCUGCGGAAAGCAACGAAUAAGUGCCGAAUUUUUAGUAAUGGGGGCUGAAAAAGCACCCCCAGAGUUUAUCAAAUCGCCCCCGCGAUCUUUCAUUGCUAGAGCGGUUUUCAUCACUGAUAGAUCUAUAAUGAGUAGCGAGAAAGAGCACCUGACGCUGCUUUUGUACCCGCCUGAAGGGGGUAAAAAUUCGUGCGUCAUCAUAGAACUGGGUACUUUGACUGGUACUUGUCCCAAAGAUCUCUAUCUUGUUCAUUUAAUUUCACAGCAGGUGGCGUCCCCUGAGGACGACUUCAAGCACUGCGUUGAAAACUUAUUCAGCAAAUUUGAAGAUGACAAAAAACCCAAGAUUUUGUGGUCUUGCUUUUUCUCAAUUCCAGAUUCCAAUGCGUUAGAUUUGAAAACUGGGGUCCCUGGAAACGUGGUGUUGUGCCCUGGGCCUGAUCUCGACCUUGAUUAUGAUGAUGCAGUGAAAAAAGCUAAAGCGAUUUUUUCUGAUCUCUACCCGGACACUGAAUUCCUGCCAAGGGCUCCAGAUCCUGAAGACAUAAUCAUUGAAGGUGACACAGAAGACAGGAAUGAUGAAGAUGAAGUUGUAUUAAAGCCUGAAGAAAAUACUGACAAGGUAGCAGAAAGUGAAACAGAAGCAAAAAGUGAUAAUGACCAAGAAGUACCAAAGUCUGAAAAUGAACAUGAAGAGUAGAAUGAAAUUUAUAUACUUUAUGCUUAAAUCAUAUAAAAUUAAAUUAAACUAAUUGUAUCACAAAAA
Zophobas morio is the source of this 1955-nucleotide messenger RNA. Its product is annotated as rab proteins geranylgeranyltransferase component A 2-like. The record is from RefSeq and is a predicted model, not a curated record. Gene Ontology annotation, molecular function: GDP-dissociation inhibitor activity. NCBI's taxonomy places the organism in Eukaryota, Metazoa, Arthropoda, Insecta, Coleoptera, Tenebrionidae. Bases 216 to 1889 code for a protein of 557 amino acids. The transcript has 5 exons. Gene Ontology annotation, cellular component: Rab-protein geranylgeranyltransferase complex; cytosol; nucleus. Gene Ontology annotation, biological process: protein geranylgeranylation; small GTPase-mediated signal transduction; intracellular protein transport.